AUGCUCAGCUCUUCACUAGUGGUGCACAUGCUGUGCCUGCUGUCGCUCUCCUACGCAUGCUACAUCCAGAACUGCCCACGCGGGGGAAAACGUGCCUCCACUGACCCAGCUAUCAGACAGUGUAUGGCAUGUGGUCCCAGGGACAGGGGUCACUGCUUUGGCCCCAGUAUUUGCUGUGCAGCAGGUUUAGGCUGCUCUGUGGGCUCUCCUGAAGCAGCAAGAUGCAUGGAGGAGACCUACAUUCCCACUCCAUGUGAGACUGGAGGGAGAGCAUGUGGAUCUGAGGGGGGACGCUGUGCUGCUUCAGGUGUCUGCUGUAACUCAGAGAGUUGUGUUCUGGAUUCUGGCUGCUCAGAAGACAGCAGGAAUUACCGUCCUGCAGAAGGAAGCACUGUAUUGAGCAGUAUUUCAACAGGAGAGAUGCUUCUGCAUCUCCUCAGCCUGGAGGCUGUGAAGUAG
Neoarius graeffei (lesser salmon catfish) is the source of this 459-nucleotide messenger RNA. RefSeq names its product arginine vasopressin (gene avp). The record is from RefSeq and is a predicted model, not a curated record. Gene Ontology annotation, cellular component: secretory granule; extracellular region. Gene Ontology annotation, molecular function: neurohypophyseal hormone activity. The transcript is spliced from 3 exons. Bases 1 to 459 code for a protein of 152 amino acids. NCBI's taxonomy places the organism in Eukaryota, Metazoa, Chordata, Actinopteri, Siluriformes, Ariidae.